AUGGCCGAUAAUUAUAAUGGCAGUUCAAGAAUCAAGUCAACGUGUUGGCCAUUGGCAUGCUUCAAAGCUCGCGGUCAAGGGCCAGACCCUCCUCCAGAAACCUGCGAAGCAACUGUUCGUGAAAGUUCGAGCCAAACCCGUAGUAGAGUCUUGCAGGCCAUGCGGAAAUUUACCAAAGUCAUUACCAAGAAAAUUUCUCGACGCUUCAAGUGUUCCCGCAAUCGCAUCUCUGCGGUCCAGAAUGAGAAUGUCGACCUUCAAGGUGCUUCAUCGAAUCAGAAUAUCGAGAAUACAUCACAUCCGCAUCCUUCCACCGGCGAUGAGCAUCCCACCACAGCUGAGAUUCCUAGCGACUCCAUGAACCAAGGGCUGUCCGGAGAGCCUGCUUCGCAGGUUCACGCUGCUCCUUCUGACAAGGAGGAAGGUCGUGAUCCCAAAUUAGUUGACGCUGAACUUCAGGGUGCCUGUGAUAGUAUGCAAAGCAUGGGGUUACUUGGAAGACGCGCGACUUCUGCGGCAUCCGCCGCCGUCAAUGCCCCAGCGGUUCUCGCUGUCGCGGAUGAUUAUGACACAUAUCUCCAACCCCUGAAGGGUAUUGACACUGUCAUUGAGAAGAUCGCAAAUGUGCAUCCGUACGCAAAGAUGGCGCUGGGUGUGCUGUCUGUUGCAUCCAAAAUCAUAAUCGCUCAAGCAGAGCGCGAC
Suillus subalutaceus is the source of this 702-nucleotide messenger RNA. RefSeq lists its product as uncharacterized. The record is from RefSeq and is a predicted model, not a curated record. The annotation marks the transcript as partial. NCBI's taxonomy places the organism in Eukaryota, Fungi, Basidiomycota, Agaricomycetes, Boletales, Suillaceae. The transcript has 8 exons.